AUGACAUUUGACUCUUUAUCAUUUCAAAGCGGAAGGCUUCUUACCACCAUCCAUGAUACUGCAUCCAAAUUUGGAGCUAAGGGUGUGUGGGGCCCUGAACCUACAGAAACUGGGGUAUGCCGUUUAGCAUUAAGUGAUUAUGAUAAACAGGUCAGGGACUGGUUCAUUGAAGAAACUAAGUCACUUGGUUGUAAAAUCAAAGUAGAUGAAAUUGGUAACAUAUUUGCUAUCUAUCCAGGAAAGAAAGAAGGUCCCCCAAUAGGUAUUGGUUCACAUCUUGACACGCAACCUAAUGGAGGUAGAUAUGAUGGUAUAUACGGCGUUCUUUCAGGAUUAGAGGUCAUAAGAACACUUCACGAUAAUAAAUAUGUUCCCAAUUACCCUAUCGCCGUUAUUGACUGGACGAAUGAAGAAGGAGCAAGAUUUCCUAGAUCCAUCGUCGCAUCUGGAUUAUGGGCCGAUCUUAUCGAAAAAGAAGAUGCAUUGGGAUUGAAAUCGAUCACUGAUAAUGUUCCAGUUACAAUUGGAGAGGAAUUAAAAAGGAUUGGGUAUUCUGGUAAAUAUGAAGCAUCUUACAAAUCAAACCCAUUGGCUGCUCACUUUGAGAUUCACAUUGAACAGGGACCAGUGUUAGAAACGGAACAAAAAAAAAUAGGGAUUGUAACCGGAGUUCAAGCUUAUGCUUGGUAUACUGUCACGGUAAAAGGCAGGUCCUCCCAUGCUGGUACAACUCCAAUGAAAACUAGAUCCGAUGCUCUACAAAUUGCAUCAAAAAUGAUACUAGAAGGAAUAGAGAUAGCAGAGAAGCAUGACGGGUUGGCAACUAUUGGUACUCUUACGUUGGAGCCUGCCCUGGUUAAUGUUAUCCCGGAUAAAGUAACAUUUACUCUCGAUGCGAGACACGUAUACGACGAAAAGUUGAAAAAUAUAAUUGAUGAAAUCAAGAGUAGAUUUAAAUCAAUUGCAGAGAAAAGUAAUGGCACUCCAUUUACGAAACCUUUAGAGGUUGAAUUUUCACACAUUUAUACCUCUCCUGCUGUUCACUUCAAUGAGACUAAUAUUAAGGUCGUCAAGGAAAGUGCUUUGGAGCAUUUUCCUGAAGAUGAGAUCAGAGAAAUUGUUAGCGGAGCUGGUCAUGAUUCAUGUAGCACAAGUGUUAGGGUUCCAACUUCAAUGAUCUUCAUUCCUUCCAAGAAUGGAAUUUCACAUAAUCCUGAGGAGUACUCUUCACCUGAAGAAGUUGAAAACGGCUUCAAGGUAUUAUUGAGCACCAUUUUGAAAUAUGAUGAGAUGAGAGCUGAGAAGAAAGUUUAG
Molecule: messenger RNA, 1314 nt
Organism: Priceomyces carsonii
Lineage: Eukaryota; Fungi; Ascomycota; Pichiomycetes; Serinales; Debaryomycetaceae
Exons: 1
Coding region: 1-1314 (437 amino acids)
Molecular function (GO): hydrolase activity, acting on carbon-nitrogen (but not peptide) bonds, in linear amidines
Source: RefSeq, a predicted model, not a curated record